AUGACUUUAUUUUUUCACAGAAUACUUGAUAAGAAAUUAGAGAAACAAUUCACCCAAAUACAAAAUCAAUAAACAAUUACUAUUCAACACAAUUAAAAAGUGUUGAUUUUAUUAUUGCUUCUUAUAUUUGCAAUUUAAAAAGGCCUAGAAAAUAAUUGGUCCUCUUUUGCUUUUAAUGCUUUUGGAUUGAUUUUUAUCAUAGUUUCUUAUAAAUAUGUGAACAAAACAUCAAUUUACUAUAAAUACUUAUUGCUUGUAAUAGUAGAGCUUUUUAAUUUUUUUUACCCUUUCAAUCGGCUAAUGAAAAUCCCACCAAAUUAAGAUACUUACUUAGAUGGUUAUUUUAUUUGCUUAGGAACUCUUGCGUAAGAUUUUAACUCAAAUUUAGAAUUAUAAAUUCAUUCGACAUUAAAACUCGGUAUUUAAUGUUAAUACCAAUAUUUGGUUUUAAUUUAGCAGCUGACCCUCAUGAAUCUAAUCUUUUUUGGUCUUAAGUUUUUAAAUUCUCUUUAAUGAUACUCCUUGAUAUUUAGUAUAAGAUUCAGUAAGAAAUUAUUAAAAGAAAAUAAUUUUUAAAAUUAUCCUGUAAAGCUAUUGUUUAGAGUUUUAUUGAAAAAGAACAAAUGAUUGAAACAUUUCAAGUUUAAUAUUGCGAUGAUUCUAAAUAGAUUUAACUGAUCAAUUAAAAAACUAAAUAAAGAGUUAAUGAGUUUUAAUAAAUAGAUUUCAAAUAAAAAAUAAGAAAUGUAAUUAUUCGUCCGAAAUCAAAAAGAUUAGAAAAUUUGAUAGAGGAUAAUAUUUUUAAUUUUUCAGGAAAAUUAUCUCUAGAAUUGUUUUUAUUUUAUUUUCUAAAUAAGACUUAAAAGGUUAAUGAUGCUAGAUUGGUUGAAUUCUUGAAAAAGCAUAAGCAGAAAGUUGAAUUAGAUGGAAUGAUUGAUGAAACUUUAAAUGUAAUUAAUAUGAAUAAGUUUAGCAAAUCGUUGUUUAUAAACUGCAUCAUCAUACUCAUCCAUAAGCUUUGGUAAUAAUAAAAUAGUUAUAAGCAAAAACUUAAGUAGAACAAUUGAAACUUAAAUAUGAAAAUUAAAAUCUCAUAAUAAAAUAUUUGAUGAAUAUUCUUAAUUGUUCUUUAAGAUUAUGUAUGAAUGAUGCAGCGUUUAUUAAUUAGAAAACAAAUUUAUAAAAGUUGUCUUUUUAAGUUUAAACAAUAUUGUUCAAGCAAUAAAGUUAACUAAUAAAGGCUUGGAAUUAAUUUACAAAUCUAAUCGAUUUUGUUUAGUUAUCUUGUAAUGUUAAUCCUUUAACAUCUUUUAAUAUCAUUUAGCUAAUAAAUUCGGUAAUUUAGAUAACAAAAAAUCUUAUUCCUGAGAAUAAUAUUUAAAUAGAAUUAAUUAAUAAAUUAAAAUGUCAAUAAAUUUAUUCAAAUUCUGGUAAAGUUAGGUAAUUAUUCUUUAAUUUAAUAUUUUAUAUAUUCGAAAAAAAUCCAAAUCAAAUAACAAUCACUUUAUUAGAGGAGUAAUCUGAUUUAAAUAAUACUUUUACUAUCACAAUAAAUUAUAAAAGCUAAAUUAAGAUCUCUAAAAGUGAAUUACACCAUUUUCCUAUUAUUAAUCCAUUAAAAUUUAAAGAUUUUAAACAUAAUAUUAAGAAUAGUAUGUACCUUGAAAUUCCAAUUAGCAUCUUUAUCGUAAGAUUAUUAGGGCCAAAAAAUAAAAUCAUUAUGAGAAAGUAAUUUUAAGAAUGUACAUUGCAAUUCUCAUUGUAUAAACUUAUUUAAUCGGACAUGCAAUUAUAGAAAGCAUUAAAUUUAAAAUCAGAAAAUUAGAUCAUUGUUUAAUCAGAAAUCCAACCCAUCCAUACUUAAUAUAUUUCCAUUUAGCAUUUAAAUCAACAAAAUUAUGAAGAAGAUUGA
This is a messenger RNA of Paramecium pentaurelia, 1912 nucleotides long. NCBI's taxonomy places the organism in Eukaryota, Ciliophora, Oligohymenophorea, Peniculida, Parameciidae. The record is from the annotation of a GenBank genome assembly.